Molecule: messenger RNA, 264 nt
Organism: Colletotrichum paranaense
Lineage: Eukaryota; Fungi; Ascomycota; Sordariomycetes; Glomerellales; Glomerellaceae
Exons: 1
Coding region: 1-264 (87 amino acids)
Source: RefSeq, a predicted model, not a curated record
AUGAACACCAAACACCAAAGUUCAACUCGGAAUUGGGUUCUCACGCACCCGUCCUAUCGAUUACUUCGUACCAGCGACGAGUGGGCGGCCGGCGCGCCAGCUCGGCUCAGGGUCCUCACCACCUCGCGGCAGGUUUUCAUCCCUUCGACUUACUCUCGAGUUGUUCCCCAAAAUCGACCAUCUUGCGAGCUCACCCAACCCAGGACUACACGGAGGGACUUGCAGCUUGAGGUGUCGUCACGGGUCGCAAUCCCGACGAGCUGA